AAAAAAAAUAAGAAAGCCAUCGCGCUUUGGGUUAUCUUUUAUUGGUAGUUUCUUUUACAUCAACAGUAAUGGCCGAUUCAUCAACUCCUAAGGGUACUAUUAGAUGAUGUACAAAAAAUAACAAAGUAGAUUACUUUUUAUGUGAUAUUAUACCUGUUCUUUAAAUAAUGGGAAUAAUUGAGAGAGAAAUAGAUGGAAAAAAAAAUACCAAAUAAUUUGAGUUAUAGAAAUUAAAGAGGGGCAAAAAAAAAUGGAUUAUAAAAGAUGCCAAUGCUAAUAAAUUUCUUUUAUUGCUGAUUUAAUCAUUAUUAGAAAACGUGUUACCUCUCGUAGCAAUCAAACUAAUGCUAUGCGUGGUGGUAUUCCCGGUGGCAGCACUUCUAGCAUGAUGCGUAUCUAUUCUGACGAUUCUCCAGGACUUCGCGUUGAUCCUGUGGUUGUUUUGGUGCUUUCUUUAACUUUUAUUGCAUCUGUAUUUGGUCUUCAUAUCGUUGGUAGAUUCUUAGGUUAAACAAAAGAAAGAAAGAAAGAAAAGGAAAAUGUUUUGUCUUCUUGUAUAUCAUAUAUUUUGGUACAACUAAAAUAAAUAAAUAACAUAAACAAUUGCUGCUUAUUUUAUUUCUAAAAAUAAUGUGCUGUUGCUAUUUAUUUUCCCCUUCUUUUAUUUUGUUU
Cokeromyces recurvatus is the source of this 672-nucleotide messenger RNA. RefSeq names its product Sec61beta family-domain-containing protein. Gene Ontology annotation, biological process: intracellular protein transport. The transcript has 4 exons. The coding region runs from base 350 to 511 and encodes 53 amino acids. NCBI's taxonomy places the organism in Eukaryota, Fungi, Mucoromycota, Mucoromycetes, Mucorales, Mucoraceae. Gene Ontology annotation, cellular component: Sec61 translocon complex. The record is from RefSeq and is a predicted model, not a curated record.